AUGGAGGCCAGGAAGAUGAACCUGCCGCGGGGCCCCGAGAACCUCUGCUUCGACAAGGACGAGUUCAUGAAGCCGGAUUUUGACGUCGAUCACUUUGUAUCCGAGUGUAGGAAGCGCGUGCAGUUGGAGGAGCUCAGGGAGGAUCUGGAGCUCUACUACAAACUCCUUAAAACGGCCAUGGUAGAGCUCAUAAAUAAGGACUAUGCGGACUUUGUUAAUCUCUCAACGAACCUGGUUGGCAUGGACAAGGCCCUCAAUCAGCUUUCAGUACCCUUGGGACAGUUAAGAGAAGAGGUUAUGAGUCUAAGGUCCUGUGUCAGUGAAGGAAUUCAAGCAAUAGAUGAUCGUCUGUCCAAACAGGAAGAUAUCAGGAAAAAAAAGGUGUGUGUCCUGAGGCUUAUCCAUGUUAUUCAGUCAGUUGAGAAAAUUGAGAAAAUUCUACAUUCCCAAGGCACUAACGAAUUAUCCACUUUAGAAGGAAACAGCCCACUUUUAACUGGACAAGUUUUAGAGAGAAUUGCCACAGAAUUUAAUCAACUACAGUUUCAUGCAGUACAAAGCAAAGGAAUGCCCCUUCUGGACAAAGUGAGACCACGUAUAGCUGGAAUAACAGCUAUGUUGCAGCAGUCUCUGGAAGGACUGCUCUUGGAAGGACUUCAGACUUCAAAUGUUGACAUAAUACGUCACUGUCUUCGCACUUACGCAACAAUUGACAAAACACGAGAUGCAGAGGCAUUAGUUGGUCAAGUGCUUGUGAAACCUUACAUGGAUGAGGUGAUUGUGGAGCAGUAUGUUCAAGCUCAUCCUAACGGCCUUCAGGCCAUGUACAAUAAACUGCUGGAGUUUGUUCCUCACCACUGCCGUCUCUUGCGUGAAGUUACAGGGGGAGCUAUUUCAAGUGAAAAAGCGGAUAUUGUUCCUGGAUAUGAUUUCUUAGUGAACUCAGUGUGGCCAGAAAUAGUACGUGGUUUAGAAGAAAAAUUGCCAUCACUGUUUAACCCUGGAAACCCAGAUGUGUUUCAUGAGAAGUACACUGUCAGCAUGGAUUUUGUACGGAAGUUUGAACGGCAGUGUGGCUCACAGGCCAGUGUGAAACGGUUGAGAUCUCAUCCCUCCUACCACAGCUUUAACAACAAAUGGAACUUGCCUGUUUAUUUUCAGAUAAGAUUUAGAGAAAUAGCAGGGGCCUUAGAAACUGCACUUUCAGAUUCCCUAGAGGAAGCACCAGAGGGCAGCUCAUAUUGUCUUUUGGCUACUCACAUGGUCUGGAUGAGUCUUUUGAAGUGUUGGUCAGAUCAGAUGUUUUUACCAUUGUUAGCACACCGCCUGUGGAAACUUAGUCUGCAAAUUUUGGCACGUUACUCUGUGUUCAUUAAUGAGGUUUCCGUAAGGCCCAUUUCCAGUGAGAAUACAAAAGAAAGCAAAAAAAUAAUGCCAGCUGGUAGAAGGGAAACUUCUGUAAAUCUCAGCUCUAAUGAGGACCAAGGGAAUGGAUCUUCCCCAGAAAGUCAGCCUUUGCCUUCCAUAUCCAGUACUCAGCUGGUGCAUGUUGCUGCAGAUCUGGAUAAACUCCAGGAAAAGAUUCCUGACAUCUUAGAAAUGAUUAAACCAAAACUUGAGAUGAUUGGCUUCAAGAAUUUGUCUUGUAUUGAAGGAGCCUUGGAAGACUCAAAGACUUCGUUAACAGCGUGCAUACCUACCUUGAAUAACAGGAUUAUCCAGGAUCUCAGCGAGUCCUCUUUCACUUACCUGAAGAGUGCACUGGAAAUUCCAAGAUUAUAUAGGAGAACCAAUAAGGAAGUGCCAACUAAAGCUUCAUCUUAUGUUGACAGCGCUCUUAAGCCCUUCUACCGACUGCAGAAUGAGUACAGAAAUGUACUGAAACAGCCCAUGAUCCAUCAGUGGUUGGAAGGCGCCCUCUCUGAAAGCACACAAAGGUAUUAUGAAACGGUAUCAGAUGUUCUGAGUUCCGUUAAGAAGAUGGAAGAGAGCUUAAAAAGGUUGAAGCAAGCCAGGAGGACUGCAGCUUUGAACCCUGUUGGUACAAAUGGGGGUAUGAGUGAUGAUGAUAAAAUCCGACUGCAGCUGGCUCUAGAUGUCGAGUAUUUUGGAGAGCAAAUACGAAAGAUGGGACUGGAAACAAACAACAUAAAAAGCUUUUCAGCCCUUACAGAGCUUGUUCUAAGUGCCAAGGAUCAGGCUACAGUGGAACAAUCCUAAGUGGUUUUGAAAACAUGCGAUCAAUGAAGAAGAAUGUAACUAUUUGUUAUUUUCCCAAAUAAGUAGCAAUGAAGUGCUUCCUGUUGCAUCUCAAGCAACAAAUCGGUGCAUCUUCUGUUUGUUUCACCAAAAGACUGAGAGUUUACCAAUAGUUUUCCAUUAUAUGGAAAGCAGUCAUAAGUUCUAAACUUCUUACUGCAGAAGUGGGAAGUGGAAGAAAAUGUUUCCAUUAUUUUUCUUGUAAAUCUUGUUAUGUAGAAGAGUGAACAUAUAUGAUGAAAAUAGUAUGUAAUAAACUUUCUUCCUAACUCUGAUGUCCCAUUUGUUUUUUGAAUCAAAUAUAUUGCUAGCUGUAUAAAUCUUCCAAAGGAACAGCUCUUCUGAAGUAAUGAAAUUGUUCACAGGAAUAGCUGUCCGCUGUUUAUUGCUGUUGCUUUGCAUUUAUCAACUUUCCCUCAUCAUGAGUCAUGGUUAGCUCUUGUUAGGAUUUCAGAUGUUUUUAUCUUACAGAUUUUUUAAUGGACCUUGUUGGUGAGAAGUGCUCUGUACAGAAAGCUCCUAAGGUACUGUAUAAUUAAAAAGUCGUUUAUAAUACCAGUACCUAACUUUCUGGCUAUUGCUUCCAUAAUUGUUUCCCUUCAAACUAGAACUUAGUAUAUUAAGCUAGAAUUUAUUCAGAGUUGGUAUAGAUCAAUUUGCCUUUUGCAGUUAGAUCCAUUUUGCCGAAAUGCAUGUGGAAUUCUUGUGAUUAGAAACCUAGCUACCUCAAUACAAAGUGCAUCUUUGCAUAGUUGGAAAUUUUAAGUGUUAUUAAGGUUUAAAUGCUUAAAAGAGUUUCCUCAAACCUAGGGUGAUUUGCCUUCUGACUCUUCUUUAUGUGAAGAAUAGGUAACACAGUCAGAGAUGAGUAGGAAGUGCAUUUGAGACUUCAUGCAUAGUUGUAGACUGCGCUCAAUGAUGAACCAUGUUGUUAUCCUUCGUUUUCUUUCUCCAGAUCUCCCAUCUGCUAGAGCAUGAUUUUUGGGUGCUCAUUCACUAGACUGUUGAUGUAAACUACAGCUGAGAGCUCAGUGUUUGAAUGGUGCUUAGAAUACCUGUUGUGUACAUUAUUGCACGUGUGGUGGAAGAAUUCAUUGAGACCAAGUUUCCUAAGUUUCACAGGGAUUUUUGCAUCCAUAUUCUGAUGGGACAGAAAGAAGGCUGAGAAGAAUAUAUGUGGCAGUAACAGAACAGUUACUGAGAAGUGGCAGACUGAGAAGCUUUCGCUGUUUUUGGUAGUGUUUAGUACGCAGUUAUAUAAGAUACAGUGUGAAUACUGCCAGGAGAAAAUCUGUCUUAAUAUGUUUCAUUCUAUAAAAAGAGUGAGAGCUUUUUAAACUGUUAGCUUAGCAAACUCCCUCAUGGGUUUGGAAGUCUGUCUGAGCUCUUAGUGACAUCUGCUUUGCUGCCUGUACUGAAGUUCUUGCAGCUGGAGCUUAAAUAGCAAGAAGAUUAUUAACUGAGGAGGUGGAAAAAGAAAAAAACAAAAGAAUAACACAUCCACCUUUCUGUUAGGACUUCAUUAGCUAUAUGGAGUGAAGAGUAAUAUCUGGUAAGAAUUUUAGACAUAAAAUUGAUGUCAGAACAAGUCUCAAUAAAAUAACGUUGUUGGGAAAGUGAACAGAUGCCAUGUUUUUCAUCAUUUGAAUAUUCAGGAAAAGAGACACAUAGAGCUUAUCUUUUUCAUACUGGAGCACAGACUCCAGAACUUCUUUCUUCCAAGUGAACCCCCUGAUCCCUUUCUACAGGGCUGCUCUCCAGCCUCUCUUCCCCAAGUCUGUACAUAUACCAGGGCUUGCCCAAUCCCAGGUGCAGAAGCAGGAGCUCGUUCUUGUUAAACUUAAUGCAGCAGGUGAUUGUCCAACUCUCUAGUUUGUCAGGAUGUCUCUGCAAGGCUUUACAGGGGUCAACAGCUCCUCCCGAUUUAGUGUUGUCCUCAAACUUGCUUAGUUUGCCUUCAAGUCCUAUAUCUAAGUAACUGAGGAAAAUGCUGAAGAGAAUUAAACUUAAAACAGAGCCCUGGAGAACCUUAACAGUGACUGGGCACUAGCCUGAUGUAACCCCAUCUACUAUUACCCUUUGAGCCCAACCUGCCAACCAAUUGUUCACCCAUCAUAUUAUGUUUUUAUCUAGCUAUGUGCUGGACAUCUCCAUUUGAAAGCUGUGAGAAACUAUAAAAAGCUUUGCUGGAAUACAAAAAGAUUACAUCAGGUGGCCUCUUUUGGUCAACUGAGUAGGUAAUUGUGUCAUAAAAGGAGAUAUAAGUUUGUUAAACAAAAAUUUCUCCUGACUCCAUGUUGAUGGUGAACAAAGGCUGCAUUGUUUUUCAGAUGUUUUUCAACAGAAUACUUUUCUGGCUUGUAAUUACCAGGCUUUUCUUUUUUGCACUUUUUGAAUCCUGAGACUGCAUUUGCCAGCUGAGACCCUUCCAGAUUCACAAGACCGUUGAAAAAUAGGUCUUACGAUAACAUCAGCCAGCUGCGAGUUCCCAAGGAUGAAUCCAUUUGGACUCUAAUACUUAGGCAUCCAGCUGGAUGCAUCUACACUGUUCCUUCCUUUUCAUCCUCAAGGUGUCAAUGGACAGGUGCUUUCUACUGCUAGUAUUUUCCUUGUUUCUCUUCUCUGUAAUACUGAGCAGUGCAUAGAGUCCUUCAGUAUGUUGUAGUCCCCAAGUACAAAUAAUGGUGUUUUGUCCCAGAACUUAAUGGCAUCAUUGCCAGGGGCUCCCUUACAUUACACUCCAUCUUCAUGGUAAAAAUGGAAACUUUUGUGGUCUGCAAUUUUAUUUGUGGUUGUACCUUUUGGCUUCAAUGAAUAAGUGGAAUAACUUAAUAGAGCCUUUAUGAAUACGUGGAAGCUGUUUCAUGCUUACAGCUAUAUCAUCGGCUGUAUUUUGCAACUUACUGUCUUAUAAAACAUAAAUCUGAUUUAGAGCAAAUUUCAAAAGUUGGAACAAGAGAUCUAGUUGUUACAGGCAUAAACCCAACUGAACUGUGGCAAAGCAAUUAGAAGGUGGUUUUAUUUGCAGCUUUCUCGUUUUGCAAAUUCAUAGUUAAUUGCUGCUGUAUAUAAUGCAAGCACAGUAUUUAUAUGUUAAAGCAUCUGGAAUACAUACAGAAUAAUUAGAUAAAUGCAUGGAUAUUAUAGCAUUUGAAAUCCUAGUAUUCACGAGAGUGAGUUGUGUUAUUAAUAGUCUUUUUUUUUAUUAAAAAAGAAUCCACUGUGUAUCUGUAGCACCGAUAGCUAACUGCUGACAUGAGUGGUUUUGGGUAAGAUAGAAAUUUGUACCACUGUGGAUGACAGUAAGAUACUCCUCUCUGCAGAAUACAUCUGGUAUCAUACUGCAAAGAGGUUUGCAGUUACUGUCUGAAUGCCAUCAGCUCCAAAGGCAAAUCUAAAGUGUGAGGUGGAAGUCUGUGUGCCAAUAAAAUCAAAGGGAAAGCUCUUGCAGGGUUUUGCAGUACCAAGAUUUCACUCCCAGUUUCUCUCAUUCAGGGUUCAAGUCUAAUAAUCUGUUGUUCCAGUUUAAUGUUUCCAACUUCUGUGACUGCUAAAAUUUGGACUGUUAAAACCAUUUUAUUCAUGUGUAGCAGCACACGCACCAUUAGUAUAGACAGUAGUAUGGAUUACUGCCACUGAUACUAUAAUUGUUCCCUUUUUUUUUUUCCCC
Messenger RNA from Meleagris gallopavo (turkey), 5929 nucleotides. The record is from RefSeq and is a predicted model, not a curated record. Lineage: Eukaryota; Metazoa; Chordata; Aves; Galliformes; Phasianidae.